Molecule: messenger RNA, 5323 nt
Organism: Lagopus leucura (white-tailed ptarmigan)
Lineage: Eukaryota; Metazoa; Chordata; Aves; Galliformes; Phasianidae
Gene: PPFIBP2
Product: PPFIA binding protein 2
Exons: 30
Coding region: 2-3085 (1027 amino acids)
Biological process (GO): neuromuscular junction development
Cellular component (GO): presynaptic active zone
Molecular function (GO): protein binding
Source: RefSeq, a predicted model, not a curated record
AAUGUUCACAUCAACAGUCAAAUCACAGCUCAGACAUUUGGCUUAUAGCUGGAAAAGUAGAGGUCUCAACAAAUUGCAGAUCAUGGCUUCUGAUGCUAGUCAUAUGCUUGAAGCAGCUUUGGAGCAGAUGGAUGACAUAAUUGCAGGUACAAAGUCAGCUGCAGAGUAUGCUAAUUGUGCUUAUGAUAUUGUGUCACCUGCUCCAUCAGUAUAUUUGGGCACAUUUCAAAUUUUGCAUCUCCUGGAAGAUCUAAAGAUGGCUUUGGAAAUGUUAGAGGAUCCUCAAGAGAAAGAAGCACUGCGAAAUCAAAUUCCAGGGGCCACAGCAAUAUGUAUACGGGAGUGGUUUGAAGAGAAUCUGUCACAGGUGAAUCAUCAUUCAUCUACUAAUAAUGAAACCUAUCAAGAAAGAUUGGCACGAUUAGAAGGCGAUAAAGAGUCUCUCAUACUGCAGGUGAGCGUUCUUACAGACCAGGUAGAAGCUCAAGGAGAGAAAAUACGGGACUUAGAAAUCUGUCUUGAGGGACAUCAGUUGAAACUGAAUGCUACAGAAGAAAUGCUUCAACAGGAGCUGCUAAGUCGAACAUCACUAGAGACUCAGAAAUUAGAUUUAAUGGCUGAAGUUUCCGACUUGAAGAUUAAGCUUGUUGGCAUGGAAAAGGAACAGAGUGAAUACGAAGAGAAACAGAACAAAGCUGAGUCGGUAGUGAACCUGAUAAGUGAGCUACAGGAGCAGAUGUGUAGACUGCAGCUGGAAAUUAAUAGUAGAAUCCAAGAAAGAAAAUCCCAAGAUAGGAAAUCCAGUGUGACACCUAAUGGUCCUCAGUCUAGCCCAACAUCAGUGGUAGAGACUGUCAGCCAGAAGAAUUGCUCUCAGUGUGAUGUACAAGAGGGUUUGCUACAGGAGCUCAGACACCUCAAAAUUAAAGUGGAAGAACUGGAAAAUGAAAGAAAUCAAUAUGAGUGGAAAUUAAAAGCAACUAAAGCUGAGAUAGCCCAGCUUCAGGAGCAAUUAGCUCUCAAAGAUGCAGAAAUUGAACGCUUACAAUGUCAGCUAUCUAGGACCUCAUCACAUAGCGAAGUUGCAGAAAGAGAGGAAGUUUAUAAGAGAAGGCUAAAAAAAAACCAUCAAGAAGUACAACGGUUGAAGAUAGGAAUGGAAUCAUUAUUGGCUGCAAAUGAAGAAAAGGACCGGCGAAUAGAGGAGUUAACGCUACUGCUAAGCCAGUACAGGAGGGUCAAGGAGAUAAUGAUUGCAGCUCAAGGCUCUUCGGACAGAAUUGUCUCUGGUGGCAGUGAAGAAGAACUUGAGGCAACUUUAAGGAAGUUGAAUGUUUUGAAUAAUCCUCAAGGAGAAGUAUUUAAAGCAGAGGUCUCUGCAGGAGAAUUGUCACCAGCUUUGCUAUCUCCAGUGACGCACAAAACUACGGAAAUCAGGGUUCCACAGAAAAAAAAGUCAAGUAGCUUAGAAGACUUGCAGAGUGAAUCCCUGGAAAAGUAUGUAGAUGGAAAACCAGUACAGCCUGUUGUAGAACAAGAGAGUAAGCCACUUGUGAAAGGCAGCAAAUAUCAAACUUUGCCAGGAAAACUUCCUCGACCCACGCAGAAUGGAGACCAGGGGACAUAUAAUGAGUCAAAUUCACCUGACACGAAUGACACUGAGUACAACAGCAUCCUGGGCCUGAAUCGCAUCAGGAGUGUCAGUGCACCCGUGCUAGGAGAAACAGAGAACAUGGACGGUACAGUAGUUUCAGAUGAUCUUUCACCUCUUUCUUUGGGAAUGGAUUCAGGUCCACAGUCUCCACUGUCUCCAGAAAACAGAAAGAGUCCAAAAGGAAUCAAGAAAAUCUGGGGAAAAAUAAGAAGAACUCAGUCUGGUAACUUCCCUGCAGACGAUCUGGGUUUGGCAGAGUUUCGAAGGGGUGGUCUCCGUGCAACAGCCGGACCUCGGUUAUCCAGAUCAAAGGAAACCAAAGGCCAGAAAAAUGACUACAAUGCUCCAUUUGCUCAGUGGAGUACUGAAAGAGUUUGUAACUGGCUUGAGGACUUUGGUCUUGGGCAGUACGUCAUUUUUGCCCGGCAGUGGGUGACUUCAGGCCAUACACUGUUAACUGCGACGCCUCAGGACAUGGAAAAGGAAAUGGGAAUAAAGCACCCACUGCACAGGAAGAAAUUAGUUUUGGCCAUUAAAUCAAUAAACACAAAACAAGAUGAGAAGUCUGCACAACUCGAUCAUAUCUGGGUGACGCGCUGGCUUGAUGAUAUUGGUUUACCUCAGUACAAAGACCAGUUUCAUGAGUCCAGAGUCGAUGGGAGAAUGCUGCAGUACUUAACUGUGAACGACCUUCUCUUUCUAAAAGUCACCAGUCAGCUGCAUCAUCUGAGUAUUAAGUGUGCCAUUCAUGUGCUGCACAUCAACAGUUUUAACCCCCACUGUCUACGCAGACGACCAGUUGAGGAGAGCAAUGUUUCACCUUCUGAAGUGGUGCAGUGGUCCAAUCACAGAGUGAUGGAAUGGCUCAGAUCAGUUGAUUUGGCAGAAUAUGCACCAAACCUCCGAGGAAGUGGAGUGCACGGUGGCCUCAUUAUUCUUGAACCUCGCUUCAACGGUGACACACUGGCAAUGCUGCUGAAUAUUCCACCUCAGAAGACCCUACUGCGACGCCACCUAACAACCAAUUUUAAUGUAUUAAUUGGGCCAGAGACACAGCAAGAAAAAAGGGACAUAACGGAGUCAACAGCUUACACACCUCUGACCACCACUGCCAAAGUUCGGCCAAAGAAACUUGGAUUUUCACAUUUUGGAAAUUUAAGAAAAAAGAAAUUUGAUGAAUCAACGGACUAUGUUUGUCCCAUGGAUACAAACCCAGGUGCUACAAAUGGUACUCAGAAGAACUACACUGGAUACAAAGGCCUUAGUCCACUCACUGAUAGGGAACUGGAUCAGAUGGAACAUUCAGAAGGAACAGUAAAGCAAAUAGGGGCUUUUUCUCAAGGCAUAAGCAAUCUUACGACAAUGUUAAGCCAAGAUGAAAUGCUAAACGACAGCAGAUUUUUAACACCUACCUUAGAAGACUGGAGAUGAUAUUUCAGCGUGACCAAGACCACUAAUACCUCAUGCCUGCCUGGGGCAGGCCAGGAGAAGCCUGAUGCUGUGGUACAGAAAAGCUUUACCUCUUUUCCUCUAGUGACACACACCACAUAGUAUUUAGUAUUGCUAGCAAAGCAACACUUCACAGGUAACUCCUCUGCACUCUUUCCAUAUAAUAUAAUGUAAAAGAGGUGCUGAAAGAAGUGCUACACAGUUGUUUUUUAUGCAGAGUCUGGAAAGCCAGUAUGUUUUACCCUUGUAUUUUAUCGUCUUUUACAUGGUAUAUCUAUGUACUGCUAUAGAAAAAGUCUUUUGUAUAUAUUUUUUUAAUUUUUAUAAUUAAGUUGUAAUGCGGGAAUCAUUAAUAUUCUAUUAUACCACAUGGACUAAUCAGAGCCACCUAGCAAUUCAGAUGUGCUGGCAAGCACACCUGUCAUGGCUCACUAUUACUGCAGUCAUGCCAGAAAUACUUUGCCAUAGAAGGACCCUCACCCCUUUCACUAGAACAUACCCUGCCCUUUUUUGUUGUUCAAUAAGCAUGGUUUAGAAUAGGAAAAAUAAAAUGUAAUUGUAUCCAACCAAGCCCUUGCAGGAGAGUGACAAUCAAGAUGGCUUGUUCACAAAUCUUUAGCUAACUCAAAGCACAAUCAAAAUAACUAAUGCAAAAUAAUUAAUGCAAAAUAUAACUAGAAUACUAGGAUGAUGCUUGCUGUACUCUGCAACAAAAUUUUCUGUGUGAUUGCUUUAAAUUGUAGGCCUUGAAGUUGAAGUGUUGAUAGGGCUUUUUCUGUAAUUUCCUGUUUUGUCUAAAAUGGUUAGUACUGAGGCACAUGUGGAAGCAUCAGGGUGCUCAUAAGCCUUCUGAACAAUCCACACAAUUCAGAGAGAACACUCAGCAUAAUACCUGGUUGAUAUAAGAUGCAGCACAGUUUUCAGGAAGACAAGGAAUAAAUUAUAAGAGCUAUAAGAGGUUAAAGCUAAUUAAACAUAUGCCUGUAAACAGCCUUUAGGAUUGGAGCUGGUAGUAGAAACUGUAAUAUUUGCAUAAGAACUGGUCAUAUUAUUUUACACUUUCAGUUCUUUCAUUCCAGCUACAGGCAGAUUUUCACAUAGUGUUUUAUUUAGCAGUGGGAAAUCAAUACUAUUGCCUGUCACAUGUAAAACAUGACUAGGGCACAUCAAGGACUAUAGUAAAGCAAACUUGUUUCUUUUGACAAAAUAAAUCUGUAGCAAUCACGUGGAGGUAGGUAAGACAGCAGUACUGUGACAGGGAAAUGCAGCUUCUGCCUACUUACACAAGGGGCAGUUCAAGGGUGAAAGUGCUGUGUUCACAGCUGCAAAUGCUUGUGCAAUCUGAUAGCACAUGCCUUUUAUGUAUUAAUAAGGUAAUUAAUAACUAACACUGUAUCUUAUACAGAGAAAUGCCAAAAAAGAAAUCCGUCCAACUGGAAAGAAAAGGCUUUUUAUGAUUAUGCAUGGUUUGCAUUACUUCCUCCUUUCUUGCUGCGAGAUGUUGGUUUAUCUAUUAAUAUAAGCCCAAGGGUGGGCUACUCCUAGCCACAAACCUUCCAAAAUAAAUAGCAAAUCUCAGGUGCUGUCCAGAGCAUGCCCAAAAUGUUAAAAUUAAGGCCGAUUUUUUUUUUCAGUCACUGAAGAAUUAAGUAAAUAAAAAUCCAAAGGAGCGAUAUGUGAAUCUGCACAUGAACAAACUAAACAUGCCCCCUCUGAUCUGGCAAUGGAGUAGUGCAGUCAGCACUAGUGUGGGCAUAUACUAACAGACACAUGAAAUACCCUGUCAGAUUAACUGAUCAAAUUCAUCCUAGUCAUAAUACUAUAACAACUGCUCUGGCAGGGGCAGCCUUAGUCUCAAUGAGCUAUUCCAAGCAGCUUUCCCUUUUUCUUUUGAGGGAGUAUUUAUAACUCACUGUAGUGUUGUGCUAAGCUUGAUGUGAAUAUCUCCUUUUUUAAUAUAGUAAGAAAUCCUAGUUAUAACACAGGCGUACAUGCCUACAUCUUUGACUGUUAUGAAUAAAUUCUGAAUAUUCUUCUAUUACUUCCUGACUGGAAUGAUUCUAACAGAAACAGAGGUAGCUGAUCUCUUAUCAGUGACAGAAUCACAGUUGUGAAUGUCUGUGACUUCCUCUGCAUUAUUACUGCAACUUCACUAAGUCAAGCUUUAACUACUAAACGAUUGAUUUUGCUUCAGAGGAAUUAAAAUAUUUAGUAAGCACA